This is a messenger RNA of Myotis lucifugus (little brown bat), 489 nucleotides long. RefSeq names its product copine-2-like. Gene Ontology annotation, molecular function: calcium-dependent phospholipid binding. The annotation marks the transcript as partial. Gene Ontology annotation, biological process: cellular response to calcium ion. The transcript has 4 exons. Gene Ontology annotation, cellular component: plasma membrane. NCBI's taxonomy places the organism in Eukaryota, Metazoa, Chordata, Mammalia, Chiroptera, Vespertilionidae. The record is from RefSeq and is a predicted model, not a curated record.
AUGAACGAGAUAGACAAUGAGCAAGACUGCCAGGAACUGUUGCCGCCACCCCCCAUGGCCCACAUACAGGGUCAGGGCGCCCCAGCCGCAGGGGCCGCCCCCGUGGGCUCCCAGUACUGCGUGUGCAAGGUGGAGCUGUCUGUGAGUGGCCAGAACCUGCUGGACCGGGACGUCACCUCCAAGUCCGACCCCUUCUGCGUCCUCUUCACAGAGAACAAUGGCCGGUGGAUUGAGUACGACAGGACCGAAACUGCCAUCAACAACCUCAACCCCGCUUUCUCCAAGAAGUUCGUCCUCGACUACCACUUUGAGGAGGUGCAGAAGCUCAAGUUCGCCCUGUUCGACCAGGACAAGUCCAGCACACAGCUCGACGAGCACGAUUUCCUGGGCCAGUUCUCCUGCAACCUGGGCGUGAUCGUCUCCAACAAAAAGAUCACUCGGCCUCUGCUGCUGAUGAAUGACAAGCCUGCCGGGAAGGGCUUGAUUACG